Molecule: messenger RNA, 2888 nt
Organism: Carassius gibelio (silver crucian carp)
Lineage: Eukaryota; Metazoa; Chordata; Actinopteri; Cypriniformes; Cyprinidae
Product: SPRY domain-containing protein 3
Exons: 11
Coding region: 126-1430 (434 amino acids)
Molecular function (GO): protein binding
Source: RefSeq, a predicted model, not a curated record
GAACCGCCCUCACUUCAGCGAAGUUUGUCGGGUAGCUUAGCGAAUGGAGUCGAGAGCUAGAAGUAAACACAAGUGGCCUUAGAAUGUUUUAAAGUUUUCCCGCUGAUGAACAUAAGAUCUAUGAGAUGGAUGAUAUCAAUUUACACUACAGAUUUAUGAACUGGCGGCGCAGGAUCAGAGAAAUCAGGGAAGUCCGUGCUGUUCGUUAUCAAGAGCGAUACAAACGAAUGUUGAAGAAUGGAGACACGCUAAGUUACCAAGGGAACUCUGAUGAAGUUGGCUGCUACGUGGCUCCACGCCCCUUAUCAAAGGGAAACUGUUACUUCGAGGUGACCAUUAUGGAUACUGGAGUUCGAGGGACCAUUGCUGUUGGCCUGGUUCCCCAGUAUUACAAACUUGACCAACAGCCUGGCUGGCUUCCACAUUCAAUAGCUUACCAUGCGGAUGAUGGAAAAUUGUACAACGGCAACACUGUCGGUCAGCAGUUCGGUCCUAAAUGUAACCGCGGUGACCGAAUUGGUUGCGGUAUCUAUGCAGACACUUUCGAUGCCGGACUCGUCACUGUGUUUUUCACAAAGAAUGGAAACGAGGUGGGCUCAGUGGUGGUGCCGGUGGUUCCAGAUGGGCUUUUCCCUGCCAUUGGCAUGCACUCCCUCGGUGAAGAGGUACGGUUGGACCUGCAGGCAGAAUGGGGUUUGGAGGAGGACGACAGCGUCAUGAUGGUGGACAGCCAUGAGGAUGAAUGGGCACGCCUGUAUGAUGUCAGAGUAAGCGGCACGCUUCUGGAAUAUGUUGGGAAAGGGAAGAGCAUCAUGGACGUGGGUCUGGCUCAGGCCCGGCAGCCCCUCACGACACGAAGUCACUACUUUGAAGUGGAAAUUGUGGAUCCCGGAGAGAAGUGCUACAUCGCCCUGGGCCUGGCGAGAAGAGAUUACCCAAAGAACAGGCAUCCGGGAUGGAGUCGAGGUUCUGUUGCAUAUCACGCAGAUGAUGGGAAGAUCUUCCAUGGAAGUGGAGUAGGAGACCAGUUUGGCCCUCGCUGUUUUGAAGGGGACAUCAUGGGAUGUGGAAUUAUGUUUCCUCGGGACUAUGUGCUGGACUAUGAAGGUUUUUUAGAUGUGCACCCAGCUCAAUUGGUUUCUCUGUCAGAUGAAAUGGACGACUGGGAUGCUGCUGAUGUACGACCAAAGCAGGGGCGUGUUGAAAACAUGCUGUAUUUGAAUGAUGACGAUGAGGAAGAGGGAGAAGGAGAUGAUCCAGAACAAGAACAAGAACAAGAGGGCCUAAAGGUCAUGGUGUUCUUCACCCGGAACGGCAAGAUUAUCGGAAGGAGGGAAGUAGUUGUCCCAGCCGGAGGUUUUUACCCCACUAUCGGGAUGCUCAGCAGCGGAGAAAAGGUGAAGGUGGACCUCCAUCCUCUCAGCGGAUAAUAAACCAGGAACUGCACAUCUCCAAUCCCGCCAUUAGCCACAAACAGAUGGAAAAGACCCCAAAAAUGAUGCUGAGAUUUCUGUUCUCUUUCUUAUUAUGUUUCAAGGCACUUCAAAAUGCAAGUUUAAUACGUCUAAAACACGUUCACUCCAAUGCAUGUUUCGUCUAAAGCAUUCGCCUCUGCUUAAAACGGUUUACUGUGAAACCACAUAGAGGGCUUUGUGGCAUGAAAUGGUUAAUAUUAGGCCUCAGAGGAACCGUUUAACUGGUGACCGAAAUCAUAUUGAUACAUUUCAUUACAAAUGAGUAGAAAAUAUUAAAUUAUAUAUUUUUAAUGUACAUGUACAUAUGUAAAUUUACGUAUAGGCUGCUAUACAAACAUUUAUUUAGCUAAAUCAAUCAUGAAUAUUAAUAAACAGCUGGACAUCCUAAAGAAAGUUAAAGAUAAGGGUGUUGAUUAUUAAUACAAUUAUACAUAAAUAUGAAAGGUGUAAUAAUGUUAAAAACAACUUCACAGUUUUCCACAAGCACUCCCCAUCACGAAGGACUUGUGUAGGUGAUGAAAGCAUAUUACGGUUAUUUUUCUUAUUGUGAUUCAUUUUGAAUCAUCAUAACAGUUGUCCGAAAAUGAAUUGAGGGGAAGGUGUUUUGCCAGUAAAUAACAUGAAGUUAUUGCAAAUUGUGACAUCAGAGGAAGCGAGUUGUAUUGUCUCCUGUUGUGUAUCAUACACUCUCAUCCGUCAUCAGGAAACAUGAUUCAGGAUCUCCAGACCUGAGAGAGCAAGACCGGAAGAGAACACACUCAAUAUCGGCGACUUCAUGUUUAUUUGUCAGUGAAUGCAUAUGAAACCAAUUAUGUUAUUUAGUUCAGGCUUUUCUAUAAAUGUAGAUUUUUGUGAUUGUAGAGUGUGUGGAUGUUUUCAGGAUAUUUCAGGGCAGACGGCACAUUGGGAGUCGAGUCAGAAAACAUGGAGCUGUUUAUUCAGGUAUUGUCCACUGUAAUGUGAACUAGUCUGGUUCACAAAUGCCACAAGCACUUUAGAGACGCCUCAACUUAAGCUGAUAGUCCGAUGGGCGAGCGGCUGUGAUGCUGCGCUCUAGACUUCUCAACGGAUGCCACUUUGUACACCUCAAUGUUGCAAUAAUGCCCUUCCACUUCUGUCCUGUUGCAUAUCACAUAUGGAACAAAAUGGUUUCAUAUUACAUGCAUUGCCAAAUUUAUUGUAUGAUUGAUCCCUUUCAAUAUUGUUUCUCCUUCAUGUCUUAUGAAUAUAGUGUUUGAUAUAAAAUGUUACUCUAUAUUGCUUUCGUUCAGGUCCCUCAGUUUCUGAAGUUCCAUUCUACAGUUGAAUGUAAGGACAUUUGGUUAUGUUCGGAAUAUGAUGCUUGCAUACUGCACGGUGUAUACUGUAUGGCUACAAUUUUUUUAAAGAAAGAGAAACUGCUGAAUAAUGGAA